AUGAAGCGUAUCAGUCUCCUGAGUUGGUGGAAGUGGGCUGCAGCAGAAAGUUUCGGCGAGCCCGAGUGUCCGUGUAUUGGUAACAGUUCCGGUCUCAUUGAGCAGCUGCAGCCACAGCUCAUAACAGCUGGGUAUCCUUCAAACUAUGGACUUCUGGGAUGUGAUGCAUAUGAUGUGAACUUGUCAACGUCAGGGUGCCGUUGGAAUGAGAAGCCGCAGUGCCAAAAUCCAUGGUGCUUUGUAGACAUGACCCGAUGCCCCAUCAACAAGGCUCGUUGCGAAGCAGCAGGUGGUAUUCCGGGCAGCACGGUUUCACCGGAUUGCCGAACACGACCGUAUGCAGUUCGUUCCUUCCAGAAUUUAUCCGUGUACUACAGCUAUGAGACUUGUGGAUCUGUGAACAUGUAUGACAGGAACAGGCAUUCAGUCAACGUAGGAGGCAACGUCAUCAGAGUCGUCAUCGAUCCCGUCGCGCCUUGGGUGGUAAGGCGCACUGGUUUCACUCGUGCGCAGGAGUACGGUGGGCCUAGUUACGAUUUUUUUCUGAAGACCUUGGAGUUGUUCGAGCCAAAGCCAGUUCUGAGCAUUCUCGAUGGUUGGGCAACGACGCAGUCCAAGCAGAAGUUUCAAAGCGACUACACUGCUUGUGUUCACGACGUUGCGCUCGGGACCUUUGACAUGUGCAUUGCGGAUAUUUGGCUUACACCAGAGCGCCAUUUGCUGGCCAGGUUUGUGCCUCCGCUGAGGCAAGACUAUUUCUAUCUUGUGGUCCCGAGAAAAAUAGAGGGUGUGGCGUUCUGGACUCGCUUGAAAGGGCCUUUCUUGCCAUUCACGCCAGCUGCCUGGGCAGGAAUUGUUGCGUUUCUGUGUCUCAUGUCGUUGCUCCUUGGGCUGGUACGAGUCUGUGAGGAUGAGCAUGACGAGCUUGGUAGCUCUAACAGCUGCAAGGUGAGAUGCUCCUGGCGCAUGGGAGAGCUUGGCCGCAUGGUUUUUCACGUCUUUCAUGAUUUCCUCCUGGGACAAAGUAGCAUCCUCGUCGAAAAGGGCCCAGUACGCAAACUCUUCAGUACUGCAAUGGCCUUCUUCAUUUUGAUUGUGUUAGCGAGUUACACUGCAAGUUUAGCAUCGAUCCUUGUCAUCCAGCGUCAGAACGUUGGGACCAUCAACAGCAUCAACGAGGCUAUUGCCCAAGACGUCCCAAUCUGUGUACCAUCAGUUUUGCUGUCAACAUUUUCUUACGUCUUCCCACGGGCGUCCUUCGUGGAGAGCCCGGAGUCGCGCAAUGGGCCUCGCCUUCUGUAUUCGGGGGCUUGCAGCGCCUUGAUCUUGUCGCAGGCGACCUUAGACAACAUGUAUGCAGGUCAGAUCCGUGAGCAUGACUGUGAGGCAGUAGCUAGUGGCAGCAUCACUGAAGAGGUAGGCCGCUGCGAGAGAGACCACCUGGGCAAUCUGCGCAACGACUGCAAUCUCAUCCGUGUUGGCGACUUGCUUUGGUCUGCGCCGAUCUCGUUUCCUGUCAGUGAACGAAUGGCACACAGCAUGUCAUGGGCCUUCACUUAUGCCAUGACGAGUGGGCUUAUGGAAGAGACCAAGAAACUGAAUGCAGACGUUUUUCCUGUUUCUAAGUGUCAAGGAGAUGCUGAGCGGAGUGACGAGGACGGCCUAACUUUGGACGACCUCAGUGGCACUAUUUUCAUUGCACUGCUUAUUGCAGGAUGCGGGCUCAUCUGUCUGGCUGGGACCGCAGUUUGCAGAGCACUGGGGCGUUUCCUCUGGGGGACCGAAGAGAUGGCAAGGACGACUGCAACCGCAAGUGGGAGUGAUACCGAUUCUGGUCGUGGGCCAAAGCGCCCAUCAGGGUUGAAAGAAGGCUCCCGGCUUGCCUGUCUGGAAGAACAACCUCUAGAUGACCAAAUCGUCCCUCUCCCGCGUGAAGUCGAGGCAGACUCGGAUGGAGUGUGUGGCUGCUUCCGAGCAGAGAUCAGAUGA
Messenger RNA from Symbiodinium pilosum, 1989 nucleotides. NCBI's taxonomy places the organism in Eukaryota, Dinophyceae, Suessiales, Symbiodiniaceae. The record is from the annotation of a GenBank genome assembly.